GAAAACUUGCUUCGUUUGGCUGUGUACAUAACUUGCUGCUACACGGACACCAGUAACUGGGUGCAGCAUAUUGAUCUACGAACUUGUGUUAUCAAAGAAAAACACAUUAGUGCCCGAAUUAAUUAUGGGGACCAAAGUGGUCCAGCUCACGUCAAGUUUGCAUCAUGAGCACAUUCUGGCUUCUCUGCAUGACCUGAGGCUGCAAGGUCAACUGAGUGACGUCACAGUGCGGGUCGACUAUCAGGGAGAUGUGCAGGAGUUUCCGGCCCACCAGGUGAUGCUCGUUGCAUCCAGUGGCUACUUCAAGAAGAUUCUUCUGUGUCCUGAUGCAUCCCGAGAUAAAUUGUCGCUCUCAAAUAUGCACUCUGAUGAUUUCUCAAAGUUCUUGGAGUUUGCGUACACUGGUAAAGUUGAAGUUGCCAGAGACAGGAUAGGUGAUGUUCAAGCAGUGGCUGAGUUUUUGGAUUGUGAGGAUCUAUUGGAGGUUUGCGGUGAUGCCAUAAGUGCAGGAAUUAUGCAAAAGCCCAAAAGGAAACGCUCACAAUUUGUAGCUGCAGAUGAUGUGCAUGGUGCUGAUAAAGACGAAACGGCCAAAGGGAAGAAGCAACGUGGAAACUUACUUCUUAAGCGGCAACUCUCACCGCAGACGCCGGCGACAGAAGUCAUUUCAAAAAGAGUCGAUGAAAAUAAUACAGCAAAGGAUGAAAAAAGGCGAGGAAGAAAGCCAAAACUGUCUCCACGUAAGGUGCCUCAAAUGCAUUUGUGUACUAAAAUAGAGCCUUUAAACAGCAAAAACAAAGUUCCUGAUGAAGGUACAGAGGAACAUGAGAACAGGACUAAAGCCGAGGCUCAGCCAGAGACUGAGAAAGACAAAGGAGAUGCAGCUUCACAUCACUCUGAUGAAGAUGACUGGGGAUGUGAGGAUGACGCGCAGAGUAAGGAGUCUGAGGAUCCUUUAUUUUUACCGCCUGGAGAGGAGGAAGAGGAGGGACAGUCCAAGCAGACAUUAAAACAACCAUCAAAGGCCCAGUUCCACUGCAACAAGUGCCAGCGGACUUUCCACUAUGAGAAAAGCUACUUAAAGCACAUCAGUACGUACCACGGCGUGAAAGCAGAUGUCGUUUAUCGCUGUGAGACCUGCUCGCAGACCUUUGCAAACCGCAGCAACCUAAAGAUCCACGAAAAGCACGUCCACAGCAGCGAGAGGCUUUUUGUCUGUGACUCCUGCACAAAGACCUUUAAGCGAAAGAAGGACGUCGUCCGCCACCAAAGACAGGUGCAUGAACGCAAUCUACGACAUAUCUGUCCUGAAUGCGGGAAAGCACUUAGCUCCAAAACUGCCCUGGUGUUGCACGAGAGGACACACACGGGCACAAAGCCCUACGAAUGCACCGACUGCGGGGCCAGAUUUACCCAGAACUCCGCCCUCAAGAUGCACCGCAGGACUCACACAGGAGAGAAGCCAUUUGCAUGUGAGAAGUGUGAUGCCCGGUUCACUCAGAAGCACAUGCUGGCCUAUCAUCAGCGAUCACACACAGGAGAGAAGCCAUUCAUGUGUGAAGCCUGUGGGAAAAGCUUUGCAUCUAAAGAAUACCUGAGACACCACUCAAACAUCCACACAGGCUUCAGGCCAUUUAAGUGUGGGCAGUGUGGUAGAGGCUUCGCUCAGAGGAACUCUCUGCACCAGCAUUUAAAAAUACAUACAGGUGAGCGUCCGUACAGCUGUAAAAACUGUGACAAACAGUUCACUCAGCUCAACGCACUUCAAAGGCACCAGCGUAUUCACACUGGAGAAAAGCCCUACAUGUGUGGCCUCUGUAAACGCACAUUUACAGACAAGUCCACCCUCCGCAGGCACACGGUGAUUCAUGACUCAGAUGCUCCGUGGAAGACCUACCUGGUGGUGCUGGAGGGAAAUGUGGAGGAAAAGAAACCCAGAUUUCCCACUAAGCCAAAGACCGAAAAAGCAGCAUCAGGAGAGAAAAAGAGCACAGCUAGAAAAAGUACUAGUGCUGCUGCUGCUGCUGCCGCUGAUGAUGAUGAUGAUAAAGUCCACACAGACUCCCUUGUGGUUCCGUCCGAGCCAGUCACUAUCCCUUCUGAGUGGACCAGUCAUGGAGCCAUUGCUCUGGUUAGCCACGGCACUAUUGGCGGGAUCACAGUCAUCCACACUGAGGUUUCACCAGGGACUCAGAUCCAACCCAUUGUAACCACUGAUGGCACAGGGGCCAGUGUCAUUUCAGCCGUCCCUUUUCCCUUCUCUUUACCAGUGUCCGUGGCUCACACUGUCCCUUUAUCCUCUGAAGUUCCCUCUACUUCUCUGUCUGUUCCCACUCUCUCAGUUCCUGUUUCUGAUGGGUUUUUAGCAUCAGUCACAGAGAUCCCAACUGUUUCGACAUCGUCUGUGCUGGAAGCUGCAGCUUCGCAAACUAUUUUGGCUCCAGUUUCAGACUCUAAAGCCUCUUCUGAGACAGAAUCUCUGCCUCCAAACAUUCAGACUGUGGUUGUUGGUGAGAAGAAUCGUGGAAAAAGAGUGAACAGACACUCUCCAAAGUGAUGGGCGGCAAAGGACAGCAGAUGAUCCUGUAACUGAACCUAAGACCUCAGAUCGAGGUGCAUGUAAAUAGCUAAUUCUAUUGGGUUUAGGGAAUCUGACAACCCCCCACCCCAAAAAAAAAAAAAAAAGAAAUUCAUGUUAUUGUGUGUAUAGAAGUGUACCAGUUUGUGUUUCACUUUUUGUCAGUCAUUUUAAUAUCAGGGUUCAUUUAAAAUCAAAUUACAGAUGUAAAGCUAAGGUGAAAUUAAUAUAUAGUGUGAAAUCUUAAGUACAUAAUAAGACUGUAUUCAACCAUGUUAAAUAUCUGGUUUAGUGCAUUAUGUAUGUUUUGGUAUUAUUAACAAACACGCUUCACAUCCAAAUUAUUACUGAGAUGUUCUGGACAUUUUCAGAAAUCCUUUGCAGCUGUGGAACAGCAACAUAGUUUUGAUCAUUUAUUUUAAUCUGAAUGAAAUUGCUUAAAACCUUCAAAAUCCUGGCACUUUUCUGUGUGAAACUACUUCUGUGAGCAACAGCAGUUGUGAUAAGGAACUUAGAGCUGAGACGAUUUAAAUAAAAUCAUAAAAAAUGA
Messenger RNA from Archocentrus centrarchus (flier cichlid), 3128 nucleotides. It is a transcript of the gene gzf1, whose product is annotated as GDNF-inducible zinc finger protein 1. Lineage: Eukaryota; Metazoa; Chordata; Actinopteri; Cichliformes; Cichlidae. The record is from RefSeq and is a predicted model, not a curated record. Gene Ontology annotation, molecular function: RNA polymerase II cis-regulatory region sequence-specific DNA binding; DNA-binding transcription factor activity; protein binding. The transcript has 8 exons. Gene Ontology annotation, biological process: regulation of transcription by RNA polymerase II. The coding region runs from base 125 to 2557 and encodes 810 amino acids.